AUGGAGACCGCGGCGGCCAGCCCUGCCCCGGAGGCAGCCCGGCGUCCUGCGCCCGGAGCAGCGCAGCCUGCAGCCACAGACGCCCGACCUAGGCGGCCACAGAACAGGCCAUGGGAGAAGCCAGGAGCCAACUGGGAAAUGAGCAGAAGGAAGUGGGAAGGGUGCCUUCGCCAGCCACCUCGGCACCAGCAAGGCCUGGGUGCCCGGCUGGAAGCGAGCGGCCGGCCCCGGGCCGGAGCUGCGGCGCGCGUCGUCCGUGAGGGACCGGCCGCGGCUCCACAAGCUCUCGAUGCGAUCGGCCGCUUCCGCCUUCCGGCUCCGCCCCCGGCCACCUUCCCGCCGCUCCGGCUGCCCGGAGACAGAAGCCGACAGCCUCCUCGCGUGUAACCCUGGGCGCUUAACGGAAAGUCACCUCAGAAACGACCCUCCCAGUACCCGUCGGUCCCCGGGAGGCUGGUCCCGCUGUUCCAGAAGUUCCUGGGCGGGUCUGUAGCAUUUAGCGUGGUGUUUACUUCAUGUCCUCGUCUCCUUUGGGUGGACGAGCUCACAGACUAGUGCGGGGCACGAGCCUUCGCUCGAGUUCUCCGUUCUUGUUGGAUGGACAAAUGUUGGUGAAUUUGCGCGGCCUGGAACGCGGACAGGCGGGCUGUGGCCCAGUGCUUCCUCCCUCGGCUCUCGGCCGCUCUGGGACAAAGGCUUUCUGCCGCCCACGCCACACUAAGGGGAUACACAGGGCUCGGACUGCACUGUGACUUUCCCCAAAUCGAAGAAAAUGACCUUAUAGUGACUCAGAGAGGUCCAGAGAAAGGGUAACUGCACUCUAAUGUAAAUAUAAAUAUGUAUACCCACAGGGUUUCUAAGCUGUUCUUUUCUCCACACAUUAUGUGCACCUUCGUGGUUUGUUUCCAGGGGCCACUGUCUUGAACUUAUUUAAAGCUAAGUCCUUUCUUGCCCUAGGCACUAAGCAUUUGGUUGAUGUAAGGCUAAAAAUGGGUAAUAGUUAUCACUUAGGCAGUCUCCAGCUUAUAUAAGCCAUUAAAACAGCGUCAAAUGAAAGUUAUCCAUACUGUAAAACGACUAAAAUGUUAACACCCAUAGGAAUAAUUUUUAAAAAUUACUUCACCCAUAUAUACCCCUCAACUGUUAAGGGUUAAAUAAAAAGCAGUUAAGACUUAACAGUCCCUUCAGUGCUGCUUAACAGUGGAACUCAAGGUAACGGCCAACUAAUU
Molecule: messenger RNA, 1229 nt
Organism: Mus pahari (shrew mouse)
Lineage: Eukaryota; Metazoa; Chordata; Mammalia; Rodentia; Muridae
Exons: 1
Coding region: 1-387 (128 amino acids)
Source: RefSeq, a predicted model, not a curated record